UCAAAGUGGAAAAAAGAGAAACAAAAUAGAUCUUCAUAUUUUGGCUGAUAGUCAAUUUUGGCUGGUUCAAAAGAAUAAAAAUUGGUAAAAAGUAGAAUUUUCUAUUGGUUUGGUUCGGCUGCUGUCUUGUUUUGUUACGUGCUAUCGUCUUCAAUUGCGGAAAAUCGAAAAUGAUACGAUUCAUAUUGAUCCAGAACCGUGCGGGGAAGACCCGGCUGGCCAAGUGGUACAUGAACUUUGAUGAUGACGAAAAGCAGAAACUAAUUGAGGAGGUACAUGCCGUCGUGACGGUUCGCGAUGCCAAGCACACAAAUUUCGUCGAAUUCCGUAAUUUUAAAAUUGUGUACCGGAGGUAUGCCGGAUUGUACUUCUGCAUCUGCGUGGACGUGAACGAUAACAAUUUGUGUUAUCUGGAGGCAAUUCACAACUUUGUAGAGGUGCUUAAUGAAUAUUUCCAUAAUGUGUGCGAGCUGGAUUUGGUGUUCAAUUUCUACAAAGUGUAUACCGUGGUGGACGAGAUGUUUUUGGCCGGAGAAAUACGGGAAACGUCCCAGACCAAGGUAUUGAAACAACUGCUGACGUUGAAUUCGCUCGAGUAGAGUGGUGUGCGGUUGGAAAAUGUACCCCCAAAUGGCUUUUAUCGCUGAUUUGUUCGCCGGAGAAUGGACCAGUUCUUCAUAUAAGUGACCAAUUUAUUUCCAUAUUAUGCAAUAUUAGUAUCGUAAAUGUCAUUGGAAAAUAGCUUCAAUGGCAUCUUAAAGGUAGGACAAUUCUUUCUGUUGCAACAUGGGUUCAAUAUAAGAUAUUCCUCACCUUUUUGAGCCAUACAGAAGAGUUAUAGAGCGAAUCUCAUACAAGCACCCUGCCCUCGAUGCAUGGGUUCUUACCCAUCAUUAAACUGCCAUUUUAUCUUUUCAGCAAAUUUCCCAUGCACUAGUUGCUUAACAGGUCCAACGAUAUUCAGUCGUUUCGCGAUCACAUAUAGAAAAGUUUUCAACACAACAGCGUAAAUGGAACAAAAACAUUACAAAUGAAAUUUAACCAAAUUUGCAUUCCUUGUUACGAAAAGAACAAAGUUAUUUAGGUAAUCAAGCGUACUGAUAUCGUUACACCUUAAGUAUAUUUGCUUCUCUUAACUCAAUGAGCAAUCGAAUACCGACGGAUUAUUGUUCUAAUCAAAACAUCUAUGCGUCAGUUUGUCAUAUUCUAAUAGUGUAACACAAAGGUGAAAUUACAACAACUGGAGAAUAAUUGUAUAGAUAAUUCACUACAGGAACAUUAAUUGCACUCGGCGUGUUUAGCAAGACAUGUUGAAAGACGAACAAUAUACUAUAUUAUGAUGGCAUAUGAAACAACGCUGUAUUGCGAGUGUAGAUGGUAAUUCAGAAAAUAAAAAAUAUCGUUAUUAUUCAUAAUCUGCAACAAUUGCUCUAACAACUGUGUAAAAACUAGUUAAUAAUAAAUGUAUGAAGUAAGAGAA
Messenger RNA from Topomyia yanbarensis, 1480 nucleotides. RefSeq names its product AP-2 complex subunit sigma (gene AP-2sigma). Gene Ontology annotation, molecular function: clathrin-cargo adaptor activity. The record is from RefSeq and is a predicted model, not a curated record. The transcript has 3 exons. Gene Ontology annotation, biological process: intracellular protein transport; clathrin-dependent endocytosis. Bases 171 to 599 code for a protein of 142 amino acids. NCBI's taxonomy places the organism in Eukaryota, Metazoa, Arthropoda, Insecta, Diptera, Culicidae. Gene Ontology annotation, cellular component: AP-2 adaptor complex; intracellular membrane-bounded organelle; membrane coat.